Melospiza melodia melodia is the source of this 1470-nucleotide messenger RNA. It is a transcript of the gene VAPA, whose product is annotated as VAMP associated protein A. Gene Ontology annotation, biological process: neuron projection development. Gene Ontology annotation, molecular function: FFAT motif binding. The coding region runs from base 80 to 829 and encodes 249 amino acids. Gene Ontology annotation, cellular component: plasma membrane; endoplasmic reticulum membrane. The record is from RefSeq and is a predicted model, not a curated record. The transcript has 6 exons. NCBI's taxonomy places the organism in Eukaryota, Metazoa, Chordata, Aves, Passeriformes, Passerellidae.
UCCUCCUUCUCCUCCGCCUUCUCCUCCGCCUCCUCCGCCCUCCCCCCUGCCCCUCCUCCCGCCGGAGCGAGCGAGCGAGAUGGCGGCCGCUGGGGCUCUGGCGAAGCACGAGCAGAUCCUGGUGCUCGAUCCGCCCACCGACCUCAAAUUCAAAGGUCCCUUUACAGAUGUAGUAACUACAAAUCUUAAACUACGAAAUCCAUCAGAUAGAAAAGUAUGCUUCAAAGUGAAGACCACAGCACCUCGUCGAUACUGCGUGAGGCCAAACAGUGGAAUUAUUGACCCAGGAUCAUCUGUAAUUGUUUCAGUAAUGCUGCAGCCUUUUGACUAUGACCCAAAUGAGAAGAGUAAACACAAGUUUAUGGUACAAACAACCUAUGCACCACCAAAUAUUACAGAUAUGGAGGCAGUGUGGAAAGAAGCGAAACCUGAUGAGUUGAUGGACUCCAAAUUGAGAUGUGUGUUUGAAAUGCCCAACGAAAAUGAUAAACUGAAUGAUAUAGAUGCAAGCAAAUCCACCCCAGUACUGAACACAUCUAAGCAGGAUGGACCGAUGCCAAAACCACAUAGUGUUUCACUUAAUGACACUGAAACAAGGAAGCUGGUGGAGGAGUGCAAAAGACUUCAGGCAGAGAUUAUGAAGCUGACAGAUGAAAAUCGGCACCUGAGAGAUGAAGGCUUGAGGCUCAGAAAGGUAGCGCACUCGGAUAAAUCUGGAUCACCUGCAGCUUUGGCCCUCAGAGAUAACGGCUCUAAUUCUCUUCCUUCACUUCUUGUUGUGAUUGCAGCCAUUUUCAUUGGAUUCUUUCUAGGGAAGUUCAUCUUGUAGAAAGAAUGAGUGAGAGAAGCAUGCAAAACUGCAGCUUCCUUUUUUUUUUUUUUUUUUGUUUUUAUUUUGUUUUCUCUUGGCCAGAAAAAGGUUUGUUUACCUACCACAUCAUGGGUAGUAUGGCCCGAGCGGCCGUUCUUGUGUACAGCAUCAUAACAGGCUUUGCCUUUAAUGAUCUUGCACGGUUAGAAAACACAAUCUGAAAAGACAAACUGUUCAGCUGCUGGACAAAAUUGUACAUUCAGUCAUCAAUAGCAGGUAUCAGUUGCACAGUCAGUCCUUUAUGAAAAUUCAUAAAUAAAGAAUUGUUCUUUCUUUCUGUGGUUUUAAUAAGAAUUCAAAAAUUGUUCAGAGUCUUGUAAAUGUUAUUUUAAUAAUCCUUUAAAAUUUUAUCUGUUGCUGUUACCUCUUGACAAAUGAUUUAUUAGAUUGCUAAUCCCACUCAUUCAGGAAUAUGACAAGAGGUAUUCUGGGGGAAAUGGUGCCUCUUACUGUGUAAAUUUUCUCCUUACCUUACUUUGCUAAUAUCAUGGCAGAAUUUCUUUCUUAUUCCUUGUGAGGCAUUGUUGAGAGUUCUUCAUCCUUAACAGUCCUGUCCCAUAAUAUUUAACAUGACAAAAGAAAUAAAAUUGUUAACAGAU